CAAAACGGGACGUCCCGUUCCAGCAGGUUGUUGGAAGUGUUUGAACUGUGUGGUGCAUCUUGUCUGCGUUUCUCUAUGGAAAGCGCGCGCCAUUCCAAGGCACGGUGAUUGUUAUCACGGAUGUGAUAGGGAUAUUUUAUUGCGUGCUGCAAUGAGCGGUGCAUAGUGGAUACCAACUUCUUGAAGGCCAUGGCCUGUGACAGUCCUGGAUGCGGAAUUGUGCCAUCUUUGCGUGCGAUUUUGCUUGUGGCUUGUGUGUGCUUAUCACGGACGUCAUCGGUGUCUGCGUUCUAUUCCUCUGAAGGAGGUUGCGAUUGGGAAGGAAGUGGCUUGCAUCGUGAAACAUCGGCCAGUCCCAUGUCCAAUGAACUGAGAUCAUCUCGUGAAGUGGUGCCCGUGUAUUUGCGCUGUGACCAGGGCACAAUCGUGUGGCAUUAUCCGCGUGGUGCCCUCAGGGUACUUCUCAGGCACGGUACCUCUGGACGUGACUUCAGGGCCUGCGUCCGGGUCGCUUCCAACUCUUCUGGGGCCGCCAUACAUCUGGAAGGACACCGGCGCCUCUUGCCCGUAUUUCAGGGUCCCAGAGAAGACGGUGAAGAUACCGUACGCUGUUUCGCCUCUUAUCGUGGCCAGGUGGCGCUCUUUCUUGAGGCGACACCUGGGCCCCACCUGCGAAGAAAUACGCUUCGACUGUGGUACCACCUCACACCCGUGUCCUCGCCCAGAGAACUUCUCAAGGACGACACAGAAUGCCGACCGUGUUCGGAUCGAGAACUUCUUCAUCUUUACUGCUCCAGCGAUUUCGUGGUCGAAGGCAACGUGUCUAGGUUGCAGCACGUGACACGACGUGACGUCACGGAGAUCCACGUGCGUGCCACGCGAAUCCACCGGAGCGACUCCACUCCGCGAGGAUCCGGCGACACGACGUUCCUUCUGGAACGUCCUCUCAAGUGCGGCACGCGGGCCGGACGUGGCAGUUUCCUUUUCGUCGGUCAGCUCGUCUUGGGCCGGUCGACGUUGCGCUGCGCUCCUCGCCUGGAACACUGGAAAGAACUGCGGGACAGAGCGACGCGGAAAGGAACGGCAGCCUGCGCGUUGAGUUGAUAAGACUGUGGAGUGUCAUGGCUGCGGGAACACCGGUGCUAUAUGUGACUGUGAACUGUGGACCACACCUGUGUGGCCAAUGUGGCUGGAAUUUCAUCCCGAAAAAAAAAAGAGUUUUUGAAGCUUCACGUUUGUGCAUGACUGCUUGGCAAAGCAUGACUGGUAAACAGCGGAAACACGACCGAGAAAUUUUUAUGCGUUGCAAACGGAGCACACACGUAUAUUAAUGGAGGAAGGAAUGAGAUGAAGCUUCUUAUUCCACUGUAUCGAGUCAAUCAAUCAAUCUCUCCCUCUUAUUUUUUUCCCUCCCCCAGCAUCCAACAUCAUCAUCAAGUGAAGCAGAAGUGGGGGGGACUUGCGAAGUCACCUUUCGUCGUCUGCAGAGACUUUUAAAACUUAGUUUCGGAAUUCCUCUACAAGUGCGCGUGCAAAUGCUCUUCAGUGGCUUUUCCGGGUACCAGUGCCCUUGCCCUUUUAGCUUCAAAGAAGCUAGAACUUAUAGCUUACUCUGUCUCUUGCCUCAAGUUCUUCUCAAAUUCCCUCAGGUGCCUCCCUUUGUUCCUUCCUCCAUGCUUAUUAUAUUACUGGAAUUGAGUCAAAAUAAUAUUGUUUAAGAAAUUUGGUUGUGUCUGCUUGUCAGUCAAAAUGUGUACAAACAAGUAUGCUUCGCCUCCUUUGUAGAAAAGCACAAGCACUGUUGUGGCAUUUUGGGCGCCUUGCAAAACCUCUUGAAGGGUGAUUUUCUAGCUGUAGUCUUUAGUUUAAUUAUCUCAGUUGGCAGCAUUGGAUUCAGAAGAGAAAGACAAGCUGUAGCGACUGAAGCCUCAGAAUCAUUGUCUAUGCUCUGCUGUAUUUGCAUUUUUGUCCUCACAAGAUACAGUUUAUGUACAUGGCAUCUGAGGCAUUCUCCCACCAUCGCAUGGGAUGUCCUACCAUUGUCACAAUAAUCGUGAACAUUGGUGCGGUGCAUCACCACUUUGUCCCAGUCGCUGAAAUUUGCUUGACAGUUCCAAUCGCAAUGCGUCCUAACACAUCCAGCAAACAGAAAAAAAAAACACUACAGGACCAAUGCCUCAGAACUGGAAACCCACCUUAUUAUCGAUUGAAUAUCCAAGUGCCAAGUUCUCAUGUGCCUCUGCUUUCUGAACAGUACAAACAGGUUGUUUACAGCCUGUGCAGAGUGGAACCUUUUGAUGGGUAUGGGCGCAGAAGCACAGACAUUAUUCGGAAGCUAUAAAGUGCAAUUUAUUUUUUUUUAUUGUAAAUACAGAAGAUGUCUGUGUAGCGCUUUGUAGCGCUACAACCUCUCCCAUGUUUGGUAUGAUCUCGAAAACAAUAGAAAUUAAACGUGUAUAAAUCGUUGUAAAUAGCUUAUAUAUAAAACACUCGCGAGAGAGCUAUAAAGAUAGUACUUAAUGGACAAAACUUUUUUGGUCUUUGCAAGUGUGGCCCCCUUCAAACUGCGAUGGCCCAGAGAUCAAUUUUUAAAAUGGCCGCAUAUCAGCGGCGCAGAACAUCUGCAGAUUAGAUGCUGAUGUACAGAGUACCUGUAUCAUAGUGUACAUAGAGUGAAAUAAAGAUUAUUUUGUUGUCGAAAUAA
Messenger RNA from Ornithodoros turicata, 2704 nucleotides. RefSeq names its product meteorin-like protein. NCBI's taxonomy places the organism in Eukaryota, Metazoa, Arthropoda, Arachnida, Ixodida, Argasidae. Bases 190 to 1104 code for a protein of 304 amino acids. The record is from RefSeq and is a predicted model, not a curated record. Gene Ontology annotation, molecular function: hormone activity. The transcript is spliced from 5 exons.